This is a messenger RNA of Podarcis raffonei (Aeolian wall lizard), 957 nucleotides long. RefSeq names its product olfactory receptor 1020-like. Gene Ontology annotation, cellular component: membrane. Gene Ontology annotation, biological process: sensory perception of smell; G protein-coupled receptor signaling pathway. The record is from RefSeq and is a predicted model, not a curated record. The transcript has a single exon. Gene Ontology annotation, molecular function: olfactory receptor activity; odorant binding; G protein-coupled receptor activity. Lineage: Eukaryota; Metazoa; Chordata; Lepidosauria; Squamata; Lacertidae.
UGUGAGAGCAGCAUUGAAGGAAUGUCUGAGGGAAAUGGCUCUUCGGGAACAGACUUCAUCCUUUUAGGAUUUACAGAUCAGCAUGAGCUCCAGGUUUUGUGCUUUGUGCUCUUCUUUGCCAUUUAUAUUUUUACCGUGGCUGGGAAUCUCGGCAUGAUUGUGUUAAUCAGGAUGGACCAUCGGCUCCACACACCCAUGUACUUUUUCCUUAGCCAUCUUUCAUUCCUAGAUGUGUGCUAUUCUACUACAAUUGUCCCCAAGACCUUGAUGAAUUCUUUAGCAAACAGCAAAUCCAUUUCUUUCUCCGGAUGCACCAUUCAGCUCUUCUUCUUUGCAGCUUGUGCUACCACUGAGUGCUAACUGCUGGCUGCCAUGGCCUAUGACCGUUAUGUUGCCGUUUGUAACCCUCUGCUGUAUGCGGUUGUGAUGUCUCAUAAGCUUUGCAUAGGGCUAGUGGCUGGGGCAUACGCUGCUGGCGUGAUUAGCUCAGCCACACACACCAUUUCCAUCUUUCACCUGCCAUUCUGCCGUUCUCGUAGGAUCAACCAUUUUUUCUGUGACGGGCCUCCACUCCUAACUCUGGCCUGCUCAGACACACAUUUCAAUGAGAUGCUGCUUUUUGCGGUUGUUGGCUUCAACAUCAUAGUCACCACUGUUAUCAUUCUAGCAUCGUACUUGUCUGUCCUCACCACUAUCCUGAGGAUCCGGACAACGGAAGGGAGGCACAAAGCCUUCUCCACCUGUGCCUCCCAUUUGGCCUCUGUUGCUUUGUACUAUGGGAGUUCCCUCUUCAUGUAUUCACGGCCCAGCUUGAGCUAUUCCCUAGAUCAGGACAAGGUGGUUUCUGUUCUAUACUCAGUUACAAUCCCCAUGUUGAACCCUCUCAUCUACAGCAUGAGGAACAAGGAGGUGAAAGAUGCCCUCAGAAAAGUGAGAGGCAGAUUCCUUUCUUGGUGA